CGGUCAAAGUCCGCCGGCUAGAAACAGGCACUAGGCUGAGUGGAGCAAACCGCAGGACUCUCCCUACCAGCGAUAUGGUUGACGGUGCUGCGACCACACAGGCGGCCUUGAGGAGACUGAGCGGGCCCGGGAAAUCCGUGCUUUCAGAAACCAAAUGUUCUCAAUUACUCCACUCAAAACCUAGCAAGAACUUCAUGUAAAUUUGCUUUUGGGUUUACAUUCAGUUUAAAUUGAGACUUACCUCUAACAUGAAUGUACAGCUGAGAUUCCAGUCUGCACUACAGUGACUCAGUUGGAAAGGGAAACAAUUUUGAAGGUCAUAUAACAAAGGGUCUUCAUCUGGGCAGUUGUUGCUUAUGAGCUACAAACCCAAGUCCAAGGAACUGGAUGUAAAUGUACUUGGUCUUGCUGAAAUAGUUGUAUGAAGCAACUCUGAGUAGGUCUACUCAGAAAAUGACCAGUGGUCAGGAGAGCAAUGCGUCCUUCUGUGGUGAACAGACAGCUGCUUCAGAAAGUUCUCAAGGAAAAAGGUCUCAUAAUUGUGAAGAGGAAAUAUUUUAUAGGAACUGCAGAGCAGCCUACUUAGCUAUCUUUAAAAGCAGCCUAGAAAACAUUAAAUCAAAAGAACAACUGUGUUUAGUACUUCAACAAGCAGGUAGAAAUCCGUCUUGGCAGACAGCUGAUAAAUACUGGACACUCCAAACCACCUCAUUGAAUUUUGAUGAUUUUUGUUACAUCUUGAAAAAAGAACCCCCUGUUCAGGAAACAGAGCUACUCAAAGCCUUUGCAAAGAUGGAUGCAAAUAAUGAUGGCUAUAUCUCACAUAGUGAACUUCAUAACAUUCUUACCACAAAAGGUGAAAAAAUGACUCUUGAUGAAGUUAAUGCGAUCACCAAGUUGAUUGAAGUGAACAGUGAUGGCAAGUUUUACUAUUACAAGUUUUGUAAAUUGUAUAUGACAACCUGCGAACAGUGUCUGAAGAAUGCAGUACAGAAACUGGAAGUUGAUAGUAAACUGAAGUGCCAGCAGUUUGGAAAUCAAAUUGAUUCCUUUUCGGAAAUGGCAAAAUUACCAGAUUCAAAACCAAAAACUGCAAGAAAAACAAAACCAACGCCAACGCUAAAAGGAGGUUACUGCAAGUCUUCUUUGCAGCCUUCCUUAAUUAGAAGUUGCAAAAUCUCUGUGACAUCCACUAUCAGUAUGGGUGCCAGCAGCAACAAAAAAUCCAAGCUCAUUGAAGCAAAUACAGUACAGGAGUGGCAUUGUGCAUAUUCCAAAGGAUGUUUUUUCUUGGAAGACAAUGAUGAAAUAGUUAGUCAUAAAUACAAGUUAUUUUUACCUCAGAAAUCAACAGUUUGUAUCACCAUUAAGCCUCUACGUUUUAGCCAAAUGGAAGCAAAACGUUCUCCAUGUUUAGCAGUGGACAUGGCUUUGUAUAUUUUAAAGGAAAAUGAAACUGAAGAAAAACUAAAGGUUGUGAACUUCACUGAUCUACGAAAUAAGGAGACUUCUGGUUGGAGAGGAGAACUUGGAGCUGGUGUUUACUGGGUAGUUCCUUUCACCACUGGCUGUAGAUUCAAGAAAAUGAAAAAGAACAUUUCAGAAGAAGCCAAACUCAUAUGCGAAGAUGGUGAAGGAUGCUUGGCACUUACUGAGGAGUUCAGAGCCACUUUGUCAGAAAUAUUUGAAAUGAUUGAUCUGGAUGGGAAUGGUUUUGUCAGCCUGGAAGAAUACAACUUCUUUGAAAUGAGAACCAGUGGUGAGGCAUGUGAUGAAGAAGCUUGGGUGAUAUGUAAACAGAAUUUUGAUACAAAGAACAAUGAACUAACAAAACAGGGAUUUAUGGAUCUGAAUCUCAUGGAAGCCAGUGAACGAGGAGGAGAUCUUACUGAUCUCUGGAUUAUGUUGAUGUCAAUGGGCUACAAUAAAGCAAUGGAAUUGACUGAGGCAUGUCCUUUUUCUAUUCACAUCUAUGCAGAAAAGUGCAAACCCAAAAUUAAACCCCUUUGUCUGGAAACAGGUGGCGGGCAACUUAACAAAGCCGUUUGUUUGAAUGUAGUUAAUAAUGGAGAUGCUAAGCCAAUGGACAACAGUGAAAAUAUAAUUAUUCACACACAUAAAAGUGAUACACGGAUAACUUCUGUAAUUGAAAACAAGACUGAAGGCAAAACAAUAAUUCACCUCAACAAUGAGAAAAGUAAGAAUUGUGUGAAUAAUAGGGGACUGGAUGCAUUUGCUAUUGAAGUGGCACCCAAAUCCAUGAUGGUUUGUCAGCAUGUGAUGCCCCUGAAUGAACAAGAAGAAUGGAUAUACAACUGUGUUUAUUCUAUCUUAGCUUAAGCUAUCAUAGUUACAAAGUAGGGGUCCACAUGCAGUAAAAAGGAGACUCUCACAUACACAAUACCAUGACAUUGCCAAGUCUUGGAGAGAGGUUAGUAGUUUCUAGAUCAGAAGUUUUGGCCCCUUCCGCACACGCAAAAUAAUGCGUUUUCAAACCACUUUCACAACUGUUUGCAAGUGGAUUUUGCUAUUCCACACAGCUUCAAAGAGCACUGAAAGCAGUUUGAAAGUGCAUUAUUCUGCAUGUGCGGAAUGAGCCUUUGUGUAGUUGUAGGGUUGCCAUAAGUGAGGAAGUCUGACAUAAUUGAGCAAGAACCUGCUCAUCUAUAUCUGAAUAUGAGCAAUAAAAUGAGAUAUUUCACCUCUCAUUGACUGUGCUGUAUAGGAGAAUGUCCCCCAAGACUGAUUAUGUUUCAAGAAAAUGUGCCUCAUGAUAUGUGUCUCCUGACCGUUAUUUCAGUCACCAGUCUAUAUAGUGUUGGGGAAGAGCGUGGGGGAUGGGAUUGGGUUGUGAUUAAUUGGAAUUGAAGGAAGCACUUUUCCUAAUCCCACUUUCCUCCCUUAAUCCUUUUAUCUUCAAAGUGGUUGGGGGGUUGGUGAAUUAAGAUUAGGGUCUGCUUGCAUCACAGCAUUCCUUUCUGAACCCUAAUUUCGCAUACUGUGUUACUGUAAGAACUGCGAGUGACCUCAUUCUGUUGCUCUGCUGAUAGGCACUCAGUCUGUAAGAAGAAGUCAAGAAAUGGCUUUGAGUCCGGCUUGUACUAUCCUUCAAUAUAUGGAUGGCUUGAUAAAUCUGAGUUUCGAAAACUGCAAAUCUGACUUUAUUUUGAAUAUGCAUUUGGCUCUUGGGGUUCCAUUAUUUUUUCAGGCUUCUGUAUUGCAAACCAACAUCUUGCCUGUUGUGCCUUUCUGCACCAUUUGCCACAACUGCCUGCUAUUACCAAGGGAGUCUAAUCUUUUGGGCUGAUCCAACAAUAUCAUUUGUUAUAUGCCUAGGUAUUCCUGCAUAUACUGCCGAAUAGCAGUGUUUAAUUUGACGACGACAGAUCCUAUUCACUUUUUCUCCGUUUCUCAGAUGAAAAAUUGGGUCCAGCUCUGUGGUUGUGAAUGUCAACAGUGAGCAAACUGUGAUGCUUUUCUGUUUGGGUGUGACAACUGUCAUUCAUGUCUUCAUAAUUCAGAGGCUUGAUUAUUGCUGAGCAUUCCACAUUUCAGUUCUCUUGAAGAGUGUACAGAGACUUCAGCUAGUUCAAGCAUGUGUGAGUCCACUGCAUUCUCACCCUUAGCAACUGAUGUCAUCUGCACUGCUUUCUUGAAAAUGCCAGCUCUGAACUUCAGUGUCCAGGGAUAAUUAAUAUCUUCCAUAUUUCAAAACUAUUUCACCUGUCUCUUGAAUUCCAAAAUCUAAAAUAGACUAAUGUAUGUCAGAUGGAAGACUGUCUGAUUAUAUCACAUUGUUGAAAGCAUACCAUGAAAUUAUAGGAAGGUAUUUCUAAUGGCUUGUGCACAUGAGUGAACUUCUUUUUGUGAUGACUGUUCAAAGCCUGAGCCAACUACCUUUUGGAAGCAGUGUGUAAUGACUACUCUAUUUGUACUGACUUUGUGUUGUGGGUAUUAAGCCAAUAUCAACAAUAUUUGUUAUGAUUAUGUUCAUUGUAUUUCUAAUUUGUAUUUUAUAUGUUCUGAUACCUGUCCUAAAGUUUCAAUAGUGGUUAAAUCUGAAUAAAGAAAUAAGGUGUAUGUCA
Sphaerodactylus townsendi is the source of this 4085-nucleotide messenger RNA. RefSeq names its product EF-hand calcium binding domain 7 (gene EFCAB7). Lineage: Eukaryota; Metazoa; Chordata; Lepidosauria; Squamata; Sphaerodactylidae. Gene Ontology annotation, molecular function: calcium ion binding. Bases 454 to 2340 code for a protein of 628 amino acids. The transcript is spliced from 16 exons. The record is from RefSeq and is a predicted model, not a curated record.